AUUUCUCCAUAAUAAUUUUCAGAACUGAACAAAAAUCCAGUGGAAGGUUUUUCUGCUGGAUUGAUAGAUGACAAUGACAUAUACAGAUGGGAAGUCCUCAUCAUCGGUCCUCCAGACACAUUAUAUGAGGGUGGAUUCUUCAAGGCACAUUUACACUUUCCAAAGGAAUAUCCUCUGAGGCCACCACGGAUGAAAUUUGUCACGGAAAUAUGGCAUCCAAAUAUUGAAAAGAAUGGAGAUGUUUGCAUAUCAAUAUUGCAUGAACCCGGAGAUGACAAGUGGGGCUAUGAGAAGGCAUCAGAAAGGUGGCUGCCAGUACAUACAGUGGAGACCAUUCUUAUAAGUGUUAUUUCGAUGCUCGCAGACCCAAAUGAUGAAAGCCCUGCUAAUGUUGAUGCUGCGAAAGAAUGGAGAGAAUCAUAUUCGGAGUUUAAAAGGAAAGUAGCACAGUGUGUGAGAAAGAGCCAAGAGGAUUGUUCCUAAAUAACAGUGCCCUUUUUCAUUAAUUUAGUAGAGUGAGUGUUUGGUGAUGCAGUUAGGACGUUGUUGAGAGCAUGCCCCGGCGUGACUCAUAGUGCGGGCCCCCCCAUCCGGGCCAGAGACAAUAUUGAAA
This is a messenger RNA of Trichoplusia ni (cabbage looper), 613 nucleotides long. RefSeq names its product ubiquitin-conjugating enzyme E2 G1-like. The transcript is spliced from 4 exons. The record is from RefSeq and is a predicted model, not a curated record. Gene Ontology annotation, biological process: protein polyubiquitination; proteasome-mediated ubiquitin-dependent protein catabolic process. Lineage: Eukaryota; Metazoa; Arthropoda; Insecta; Lepidoptera; Noctuidae. Gene Ontology annotation, molecular function: ubiquitin conjugating enzyme activity. The coding region runs from base 190 to 483 and encodes 97 amino acids.